AGGAUUGGCUUUAGCGGUUGUAAAAGUAAACUCAGAGCUUAAAUGAGCCUUAAGUUGUCUACUUAAAAAACAAAUUCGUUGAAUGAAUGCUGCUCCCUCUUUGGAAUGGUGAGCACCUUUGCAGUUAUCCUCUGUCGCUGUUUUAGAUUUGCUGAGCCAUUUAAAUUCUUAGGUGACUUUCCUGCUGCCAUAUUUUCAGUGCUCAACUUUGGUCACUGGAUUGAUAGUCUUGAGUACCACUUUGGGAGGUUCUUGGAUGGUACACUGAUAGAUUUAAAAGUCCUUUUCCUUCCUUCUAAUUAAAAUGCUUCUUUGAUAGUUUUUAUAGUCCACUGGGAAUGAAUGGAUGUUUGUGAGGUAAAUCUAGGUGUUAGAACCAGUGCAAAUAUAGCAGUGAAGGGAGUUUUAAAGCAUCUUUAUAUGAAAUUAUUUGUUUUGAAAAUCUUAUUUUUAAAAUCUUAACACUUGAUUGAGAGUCAGGAAAAUAGGCCAACAUUUGUAGCCGUUUCUUAAACCAGCUGCAUAUCCCAGAUAGGCUUCAUUAUCUUUUUGGGCCUCAGUUUCCCUGUGCUUGAUCGAUUCCAUGUUUAGGAUUUUGUGACUGUCAUAGGGACCUUCUGUUAUCUAGUUAAUAAGUAUGCAUGGGAAUUGUUUACAGUGAUUAAAGCCGAGAAAGCCUUCCCAAUCAAGGAGGGUGUGUGUGUACAUAUUUAUAAAAAUUUGUCUUUGUCCUCUGAGUACACACUUUUUUUUUUUGGAAGUAAAUUAAAUGCAUUUGAGUGUAAUUAAAUAGUAACAUAAACCAAAACAGCCUCAGGCAAACCUUAACCCUGGCAUACAUAAGCUACAUAAAUAGAAGAGAGUAGGUUAUGCUGAGCACAAUUUUCAAGUACAGAAGAUACAAAAUCCUCUUAAAGGCCAUAGGGGCUAAAUUGUUAAAUUCAUUUUUCUACAUUUCAGGGAAGGAGAUAAAUCCUUAGACCCAAGGAAGUCAGUUUUCAUUAUGGUUCUGUAGUUUAUUUUUGGCAUACAUUCACAGGUGUGCCUAUGGCUCUAUUCUUAAUCCUUUUCCUUUGGGACGGCUCCAAGAGUAGUACAAAUUUGUAACUCUGUAAUUUAGCUCUUUAAUUUUUUCUGUGCUGCACUAGAAUUAUGUUUUAUCUUAAGUCCACACUGGAUCCUCAGGAUGGAUCCAGUGAGGAUUUUGAAGAAAGCAUAAUUCUUUUGACUUCUUUUAGAAUUAAUUUACCUAUUAAAUAUAAAGGACAGGAUUCUUCUUUUAUUUGAAUUCCUCUGAGGCUAACAUUUCAAUAUAAACUGAUAAAUGCUAUGAGUAUUAUUCAGUCAGCCACAUUCAACCUGUAUGACAAUAAUAGCAUAGCAAACUGAAGGACAGUGCAGCAAGGGAACAGAUAUAUUGUACCUUUUAGAAAAACAGAAGGGCAUUAAGAGUUGCUUUCUUUAUUUUUGGAAAACGAGUCCGUUUUGACUCUUGUUCAUUUGACUUUUAGGAUCAGCUGUUUGUAUUACCAAAACUAUCAUUACAACCUUCCAACAUUUUGGACAGAAAAUUGGGAAACUAAGAAAAUGACUGGAUGGAGGGAACAUUUAACCUGAUGAUUGAGAUGCUGGUUGCGUGCCUGCAUCCUGUGUCAGUGUGCCUGGAUUAAAGUUGCUGGCUUUAGUUCCUGAAUCCAACUUCUUUCUGGUGCAGACCUUGAGGGGUAGAAGUGAUGGCUCACGUGGUUGGGCUGCUUCCACCUGCACAGGAGACCUGGAUUGAGUUCCUGUCUCCUGGUGUCAGCCCUAUCUAUUGCAGGCAUUUGGAGAGUGAACUGGCAGAUGGGAGCUCGCUCUCUCUCUCAAAUACACAUACACACACACAAAAUAAAUAAAUAAAGAAAAGAAAAGAAAAUGGCUGUAAUUAGAUCUGUAUAGCUAAAAGUAGAUAAAAAAUAUAUUGGUGGUAUUAAUGUUUUCUAGGCUGUUCCUGAUUUUGAACAAGCUACCAUGUAGAUUUUUGGCUGCUCGUGGGAGAAUUUAAGACUUUCAAAAAGCAUCAAAGUUACUUUUCAUGAUGUUUGGUGGCUAUGAGUCUAUAGAAGCAUAUGAAGAUGACCUUUAUCGUGAAGAGUCAUCUAGUGAGCUGAGUGUUGAUAGUGAGGUGGAAUUUCAGCUUUAUAGCCAAGUUCAUUAUGCUCGAGAUCUUGGUAAUGCCAUCAGGGAGGAAGAACAUGAAGAAAAGAACUCUGAGGAUUGUGAAUCAUUGAGUAGUAAACCAAAUCAGAAGAAUCUAAUUGUCCUUUCGGAUAGUGAAGUCAUCCAGCUCUCCGAUGGGUCAGAGGUGAUCACUUUGUCUGAUGAAGACAGUAUUUACAGAUGUGAAAGAAAGAAUGUUAGAGUCCAAGCACAAGGAAAGAUCCGUAGUUCUCCUUCUUCUCUUCCUUCAAAGGAGUUGGCUGGUAAGAAAUGCAGGAGGAAUAUUGAGAAGCCUAAACCUGAAGAGAGAUCAAAUGUGAUCCAAGAGGUCAUGGUUAUAGAAGUCAGUUCAAGUGAAGAUGAAGAGAGCAUCGUUUCAGAAAGUGAUAAUGUGGAAAGCUGGAUGCUACUGGGAUGUGAAGUGGAUGAUAAAGAUGAUGAUAUCCUUCUCAACCUUGUGGGAUGUGAAGACUCUGUUACUGAAGGAGAAGAUGGUGUAAACUGGUUCAUCAGUGACAAAGAUAUUGAGGCACAGAUAGGUAAUAACAGAUCAUCUGGAAGAUGGACCCACCGAUACUAUUCAGCCAACAAAAAUGUUACCUGUAGAAAUUGUGACAAAUGUGGCCAUUUGUCAAAAAAUUGCCCCUUACCACAAAAAGUCCGUCCCUGCUGCCUGUGCUCGGAGAGAGGACACCUCCAGUAUGCCUGUCCGGCCCGCUUUUGUUUAGACUGUUCUUUGCCUAUGUCUUCCACUCACAGAUGUCUUCAGAGAUCUUCCUGGAAAAAAAGAUGUGACCGAUGUGAUAUGUUGGGCCACUAUGCUGAUGCUUGCCCAGAAAUCUGGAGGCAGUAUCACCUAACGAUCAAACCUGGACCACCCAAAAAGCCAAAGACUCCUUCUGGACAAUCAGCCCGAGUGUAUUGCUACAACUGUGCACAAAAAGGCCAUUAUGGACACGAAUGUACAGAAAGACGAAUGUUUAACCAAACAUUUCCAACAUCUCCAUUCAUCUUCUACUAUGAUGACAAAUAUGAGAUUCGGGAGAGAGAACAGAGAAUAAAACGAAAAGUAAAAGAACUCCAGAAAAAUGGAGAUUUCCCAAGGCCGUUCAAGAGACCUCAUAUGGAAGCAUCAGACAGUCGGCUCCACCAUGAUAAGAAGAAGAGCCAUGCUAUGUGGAAAAACAAGUGGCCUCGAGAAGGCAAAGAAACCCAAAGGGAAAUGAUGAAUAGGAACAGAGAGCGGGAGAAGCCCAGAAAGGGUGAUAGAUAUCGUGAAGUGGAUGAGGACUUUCCCCGGGGCCCAAAAAUUCACUCUUCAGCUGGCAGUUUUAAAACCCACAAGUCUCACAAGUCUUUUCACCGUUCAUCGCAUUUCCGCAAGCCUAGAGAAGACAAGCUUUCCAAAGAGGGAAGGCGGGGAAAGCAAAAGGAGAAGGAGAGGCAUGUAGAAGAUGAGGGCAAUGAUAAUUUAUUCCUUAUUAAGCAAAGGAAAAAAAAAUCCAAGCUGUGAGAUAGCUUCUGACUUGGCUUUCCCUUUUCAUUUGGUUUUUAUGUCUACAGCAUUCUGUAUUCUCUUUGACUAAAUACUUAAGUUUUGUUUUGUUUUCAAUUUUUUAAUUUUAGGCAUACCUAGAGUUGCUAAACAAAGGCCAUAAAGAUCCCAGUUCUCUAUGAGCCCUAUGAGGGGCUUCCAAAAGUUUGUGGAAAAAUGGAAUUUAAAAAUAAUACAAGUUUUCCAUGAGCUGUUUGAAGCCCUCUUGUAUGUUCUGUUAAGUAAGAAAACAGACGGGCUUCUUUUGUUCCAGUAUGCCAUUUUUACUCAGACUCUUAGGGAGAUUAAGAAUUUAUAUUUUCAAGAGAGCUUUUUAAGUAUAUUUUGAAAAAAUGUUAAUUGUAUGUAAUUCAUCGCAAUGUGAGUAUUAAAAUUAAAUCCUUGUGGGAAAAGAAGGUAAUAAGAAAAA
This is a messenger RNA of Oryctolagus cuniculus (rabbit), 4163 nucleotides long. The record is from RefSeq and is a predicted model, not a curated record. Lineage: Eukaryota; Metazoa; Chordata; Mammalia; Lagomorpha; Leporidae.